Molecule: messenger RNA, 2202 nt
Organism: Girardinichthys multiradiatus
Lineage: Eukaryota; Metazoa; Chordata; Actinopteri; Cyprinodontiformes; Goodeidae
Product: SNARE_SNAP25N and SNARE_SNAP23C domain-containing protein
Exons: 8
Coding region: 210-854 (214 amino acids)
Biological process (GO): synaptic vesicle fusion to presynaptic active zone membrane; synaptic vesicle priming; exocytosis
Cellular component (GO): SNARE complex; plasma membrane
Molecular function (GO): SNAP receptor activity; syntaxin binding
Source: RefSeq, a predicted model, not a curated record
GGAGGAAGAGGAAGCUGGGGGAGAAGGGAUGCUGAUGAGGAGCAACAGGUGUGGGCUGCAGCCUGCUGACAAUUUCACACGGAAGAUCUGAAGGAAACAAUCAGAAAACAAAGAUCUAGAGAAGAUCUGAUGAAAGACAGUGAAAGCAGCUGAAGCUGCAGCCUGACCUGCUAACCUCAGACUGACGACAAACAAAAACACCUGAAAAAAUGGCCACCAGCUGUGACGACCCGCACGUCCUGACAGAGCAGGAGGAGCUACGGGGCAGUGUCAAUCAGGUCACAGAUAAGUCCCUGGAGAGCACAAGACGGAUGGUUCAGCUGGUGGAGGAGAGCAAAGAUGUUGGCAUCAAAACUGUGGUGAUGUUAGAUGAACAAGGAGAACAGCUGGAGCGAAUAGAGGAAGGAAUGGAGUCCAUCAACAGGGACAUGAGGGAGGCAGAGAAGAACCUGACAGACAUGGCUCAGUGCUGCGGCCUGUGCAUAUGGCCGCUCAGGAAACUGAAAGCCUUUGAGGAGAGCGGAGCGUACAAGGCAGUUUGGGGCAGAGCCUCCCAGCAGGAUGGGGCUGUGUCCAAUCAGCCUCCGACGUCUCGGGUCGUUGACCAGCGAGAGCAAAUGAUGAUGAGUGGAGGAUACAUACGCAGGCUGACUGAUGAUGCCCGUGAGGAUGAGAUGGAGGAGAACCUGACUCAUGUGGGAAGCAUCCUGGGGAAUCUGAAAAGUAUGGCACUGGAUAUCGGCAACGAGCUGGAAUCGCAAAAUGAUCAGCUCAACCGCAUUGAUGAAAAGGCCAAAAGUAACGUUGGACGCAUCGACGCCGCCAACAAGAAAGCUAACAAUCUCAUGAAGUGAUAAGAGGACAGCAUCGGAUAAACUGAACUGCUCUGAGUCUUUCUUUAGUCUCCUUUAAGACUGUUCUUCAGUGGAGAACGUCUGAUGUCGUUCUUUAUCUCUUCUGUCAUAUUUAAUUAUUUAUUGGGACCAUAGUUUAGUUCUAUGAGCCAUAAGAUAACUCCAGUUGACUCUACCUUGGGAUUAUAGUCCUUGAAUUUGACUGCAGGGCCUUUAUCACUUCACAUUUCCUCCCAUAGGGCAUCUCCAGGUCACUCAGCAGGUCACAGCAAUGAUCUCUGCAGGGAAGUGAGCCCCUGCAGCAGCACUAUCACCACCUGUGCAGACAGCUCAACCAGACCAUAGAAACGUAUAAAUUCAAAAAGCUCAUCACGAGGCUUCAUCAUUUGGCUGUGUUUGAUGUAGAGUGCAUAUUUUUCCUUUUUGACUAGCACAGGUGCAGGAAUAAUUCCUGAUGUUUUCAGUAACCAGUUCAGUUCCCAGUUUGGGCAAUAUUAGUCAACCCUCCUCCACCACAGCUCUUUUUACAGUGUCAAAUGUUCCUGAGCGCUGGAAACACGUGCAUCAUGGCGCCCUCUUCAGAUCUAGGCGGGUAUUGCGUACAGGAGGUAAACACGCAUUUGUCUUCAGAGAAAGACCUCUGGGGACACCAAGCGGGCAAACAUGGAACUGCUCCUUCCCGGCCACUCCAUCUUCUUUUCUCCCCAUGCAACUUCUGAAAAUGGAGGUGGUACAAUGAAGCGGUAUGAUCCCAAAGACAAACCAAAUAAUAGGAUUCUGCUACAGAAAAAGUAAAAAAAAGGACGAAAAACAAACCAAUAUUAGGAUUAAUUUGAAUAAUAAAUGUUUGAUUUGUAUACUUGCACCAAUAAUAAUGGCCAACUUUUUUCCCAUGUAUAUGUAUAUAUUGGUUUUCAUUUCUUGUUUUUUGUGAUGAAUUGCGUAUAUGGGGGUGAAAGGAAAAUGAAAAAUAUGGUUUAUUACUUUUUUGUGAACCAGAAAAUCAAUAAGUCGUUAACAAAAAUAUGAAUAAUCUAUUUACGAUAGAAAAACUUCGACAUAGAGUUCCAUUUAAAAUUUGACUCCGGAAAGAAACUUUAACCUCUUCAAUGCUACCCAUAUCUUCUGAUAUUUGUUGUUGACAGUAACAGUGAUGUAUGUGUAAACAUUUAUCCAUCUUAUGUUGCUUUUCUUCAGAUUCCCCAAUAGUUUGACAAAAAAAGUUGUACAGUCAUCCAUACAUGACGUCAUUUAUAGAAAACCUUAUAGUCAGACUUAUUAUCUGACAAGGAAAGCUAACUGUGACGUACUGUAAGUAAAAUAAAAUCAAUGUUCCACUGCAACCAAA